This is a messenger RNA of Zootoca vivipara (common lizard), 7769 nucleotides long. RefSeq names its product sperm associated antigen 9 (gene SPAG9). Gene Ontology annotation, biological process: vesicle-mediated transport. Gene Ontology annotation, molecular function: JUN kinase binding; kinesin binding; MAP kinase scaffold activity. The record is from RefSeq and is a predicted model, not a curated record. Lineage: Eukaryota; Metazoa; Chordata; Lepidosauria; Squamata; Lacertidae. Gene Ontology annotation, cellular component: cytoplasm.
ACUGAUCUUUGGCUGAAGAUAAUCUAUUAUAUUUUAUCUUAGAGACUUUGUUCUUUGUCUUCAAACAUUAGGCUGAACGAUGGGGUGGAAUGAUUCAUUAUUGCAGUAUAUGAGGGGUUAUUGGAAGGGGCGGAUAAUGCUUUUGCUGUUGGGACACUUCAAGGCCUGGCUUGGCUAUCUUCUAAUUUUUUAGGUUCAAGCUUGUACACAUAGAUCUGGUAUGGCAAGCUGUCCCUCCCUCCUUUUCGUUUUCAAAAAAGCAGCAACAAAAAGAUUAGCAUUUAAAGGUUUUGAAAUAAUUGAAUCGUGAUUGUAUGAUGUGUACCUUUGUGCACAUGUCUGUGAGAAGGCGUCUCUGGCGGCAGCUUUGUGACUACAUUAUGUAGAUGCCGGAGCCUCCCAUCCAAUGAACUGGAGCUGAGCAGCAGAGGUUUGAAGUAGUGGGGAGGAGAAAGAGGCGAGCAAGCUUGCUUGUAUCUUUAGGUUGCUGCUGCAUAGAUGCUGGGGAGAAGAGAAGCAGCUCCAUGGUGGUUUUUCCCCCCAGUUAGGUGGGGGAGGAGAGUGAGGUGAUGUCAUUUUGCUUUGGAGCGGCUGCGGAAGAGAGUGAAAAGCGGCUGCCGAUGGCAUUGUUUUUGUGGCAGCAGCAAGUGAAUGACAGACACUCACUACAAAGAUACUCCCUUGUCCCCUGCGUAGCCUUGGUUCUUGCAAUUCACCAUGCCAGCGCAGCGCCAUGAGUCCUGGAUGCAUGCUGCUAUUGGUGUUUGGCUUCGUUGGCGGGGCGGUGGUCAUUAAUUCAGCUGUUUUAGUCUCUCUCUCUGUUUUGCUGCUUGUGCACUUUUCUAUAUCCACGGGCGUGCCAGCUCUGACGCAGAACUUACCAAGGAUUCUCAGAAAGGAACCUCCCACAUCAUUGGGCAUCUUCCCACUACCUCCAGGAGAUGCACUUCUCACACCUGAUAAUCACAGAGGAACAGUGGAAACUCCUGGGUCAGAUAAUUGGAAGUUCCGUGAACUAAGUCAGCCACGCUCCCGCACCAGUUUAAAGGAUGAACUUUCUGAUGUUAGCCAAGCAGGUUCCAAAUGUACUACGCCAAUCUUAACUGCUGCUUCAGAUGUGCUUGCGCCUGCUGAAUCUCCCUCGAAAGAACACAAGGAAGGGCUUGAGAAGGACUCCGAUAUAGGGAACAAGAACAUUGAAGUGCAAGUAGGCCAAGAAACAAGAAGUGUGUCUAUUGGUUCUAAUGAAAAUGAAGACAAAUCUGAAGUUCAGGCAAUCAUUGAAUCCACCCCAGAGCUGGAUAUGGAUAAAGACCUUAGUGGAUAUAAAGGAUCAAGCACACCUACCAAAGGCAUAGAGAACAAAGCAUUUGAUCGUAAUACAGAAUCACUGUUCGAAGAACUAUCUUCUGCUGGCACUGGUCUGAUAGGGGAUGUGGAUGAAGGAGCAGACCUACUGGGAAUGGGUCGUGAAGUUGAAAACCUUAUCUUAGAAAAUACACAACUGCUAGAAACCAAAAAUGCCUUGAAUGUGGUGAAGAAUGACUUAAUAGCAAAAGUAGAUGAGCUCACCUGCGAGAAGGAUGUGCUGAAAGGAGAGCUGGAAGCUGUAAAACUGGCCAAACAAAAGCUUGAAGAGAAGAACAAGGAAUUGGAAGAAGAACUUAGAAAAGCCCGCACAGAAGCAGAAGAAGCAAGGCAAAAAGCAAAGGAAGACGAUGAUAGUGAUAUUCCUACUGCUCAGAGAAAGCGAUUCACUCGGGUUGAAAUGGCCCGUGUCCUCAUGGAAAGAAAUCAGUAUAAAGAGCGGCUAAUGGAGCUCCAAGAAGCAGUGCGAUGGACUGAGAUGAUACGGGCAUCACGAGAAAAUCCAGCCAUGCAAGAGAAGAAGAGAUCAAGCCUUUGGCAGUUUUUUAGCAGACUAUUCAGCUCAUCAGGCAAUACUGCUAAGAAACCAGAACCACCAGUUAAUGUUAAGUACAAUGCUCCAACCUCCCACAUUACUCCAUCAGUCAAGAAAAGAAGCAGCACCUUAUCCCAGUUACCCAGUGACAAAUCAAAAGCCUUCGAUUUCCUCAGUGAAGAGUCUGAGGCCAGUCUUGCCUCACGCAGAGAGCAGAAGAGAGAACAGUACCGCCAAGUGAAAGCCCAUGUUCAGAAGGAAGAUGGUAGGGUGCAAGCUUUUGGUUGGAGCCUUCCUCAGAAAUAUAAACAGGUUGUAAAUGGUGGUGGCCAGGGUGAUAACAAAAUGAAGAACUUACCUGUGCCUGUUUACCUAAGGCCACUCGAUGAAAAGGAUACAUCCAUGAAGCUUUGGUGUGCUGUCGGAGUUAAUUUAUCAGGAGGGAAGACAAGAGAUGGCGGUUCAGUGGUUGGUGCCAGUGUGUUCUACAAUGAUGUGACAACUCUAGAUGCAGAGAGCAACAAACAGAGGAGCGCGUCACAGAGUAGCUUGGAUAGAUUAGAUCAAGAACUCAAGGAGCAGCAGAAAGAGCUGAGAAACCAGGAAGAAUUGUCAAGCCUUGUGUGGAUCUGUACUAGCACCCACUCUGCUACAAAAGUCAUCAUUGUAGAUGCUAACCAGCCAGGAAACAUCCUCGACAGUUUCAUUGUUUGUAAUUCUCAUGUGCUUUGUAUAGCUAGUGUACCAGGAGCCCGCGAAACUGACUAUCCUACAGGAGAAGAAGGGUCACAAGAACUGGACUCUGGUCUGGUGGACAAAUCAUCCUUGUCUGCCAGUAUGAAUAGCAACAGCUCAGCAGAAACAGACAGUCUUUUAGGAGGAAUCACAGUAGUUGGUUGUACGGCAGAGGGUAUUACAGGGCCUUCUGCUGCCCACAGUGCCAAUGGUGCCUCCCCUGAGACAAAUAAACAGCCAGACGUUUCAGCUGAGAAUGAUGCAGUGGAUGAGAACAUUCAGACAGCAGAGGAAGCAACUGAGGCGACAGAAGUCAAUGCUGGCUCAGGAGAAGAAGUUGCAGAUAUUGCACAAACUGGAGUCUACACAGAACAUGUCUUCACAGAUCCCUUGGGAGUUCAGGAUACCGUAGAGGGCUCUCCAGCAUUUCAGCCUAGCAACGAGUCAGAUUUGUAUAAGGAUGUUGCUGUAUUGCCAAAUGAGCAGGAUCUCGUAAGAGAAGAAGCACAGAAAAUGAGCAGCCUUUUGCCAACAAUGUGGCUUGGAGCCCAGAAUGGAUGCUUAUAUGUUCAUUCUUCAGUGGCUCAGUGGAGAAAAUGUGUUCAUGCAAUUAAACUUAAAGAUUCUAUACUCAGUAUAGUACACGUAAAAGGAAUAGUAUUAGUUGCACUAGCAGAUGGAACUUUAGCAAUAUUUCACAGAGGAGUAGAUGGGCAAUGGGACUUGACAAACUAUCACCUUCUAGAUUUGGGCCGACCUCACCAUUCAAUCCGGUGUAUGACUGUGGUACAUGAUAAAGUCUGGUGCGGCUACAGAAACAAAAUUUAUGUGGUUCAGCCGAAAGCCAUGAAAAUAGAGAAAUCGUUUGAUGCACACCCAAGGAAGGAGAGCCAAGUGAGACAGCUGGCCUGGGUGGGAGAUGGAGUAUGGGUGUCAAUCCGUUUAGAUUCCACACUUCGCCUUUAUCACGCUCACACUUACCAGCAUCUACAAGAUGUUGACAUUGAACCCUAUGUAAGCAAAAUGCUAGGUACUGGAAAACUGGGAUUUUCAUUUGUGAGAAUCACAGCUCUCAUGGUGUCGUGCAAUCGGUUGUGGGUUGGAACAGGCAAUGGUGUCAUUAUCUCCAUUCCAUUAACAGAAACUGUAAUCCUCCACCAGGGACGUUUACUGGGGCUGAGGGCUAACAAAGCAGCAGCAGGUUCUGGCAACCGUCCAGGCAGUGUAAUACGUGUAUACGGUGAUGAAAACAGUGAUAAAGUGACACCUGGGACCUUUAUACCUUAUUGUUCAAUGGCACAUGCACAACUUUGUUUCCAUGGGCAUCGUGAUGCUGUUAAAUUCUUUGUUGCAGUACCUGGUCAGGUUAUUUGUCCACAGACAGGAGGAGGCCCAGAGCCACCCAGCGAUAAAGCUGCCCUAUCUGCACAGGAAUCCAACAGCCAGGUUCCCUUAAAAUCCAUGUUGGUGAUAAGUGGAGGAGAAGGGUACAUUGACUUCAGGAUGGGUGAUGAAGUUGGUGAAUCAGAAAUCCUUGGAGAGGCACUACAACUAGAGCCUUCUGUAGCCAAAGCUGAGAGGAGCCACCUGAUAGUGUGGCAGGUUAUGUGUGGCAGUGAAUAAGCCCCUCCCUCGGAAAGCGGCUUGAGACUGCAAAAGCUUUUGCAUGUCUUUUGUUUUCAUUUUGUUUUUGUGGAACCUGUUUCACUACAUUUGAGCAUUUCUUUGCCAUUUGACUUUAUAUCACAUACCUCUCAAACCUUAACAACACGAGAAAUCAGCUUGUGCUGUUUUACUGCAUCAGUGUUACGUAGCAAGAACAAAUUGGUUUCCCCAGACAAAUGCUGUACAGUAAUUAGGUCUCCCCAAUGCCCCACUGCAAUAGAAUUCAGUUUAUUUUAUGGUGUCACUUUUUACUACAAAUUUAGUUUAAGCAUCUUGAAUUCAUCUGCACAUUUGAGUAAAACAGCGAAGUUAUUUCCGGUGUACUGUUUCAAAAAUAUCAGAUGAAUUAUAUCCAAGUGUCAUUCUGUGCAUUCGGUGAGGAUUAAAAAAAGAUUUAAGUUCUGUAUUUUUUCCACUUCUAAAUCCUACCAAUCUUGUUUCCCCUGAUGUAUUGAAUAUGCUUUGCUCAUAUCAAGAUCCAUGGGCUGAUAACAUAAAGCUUCUUGUUUAAUUGCCAGUAGCACUAAAGAUGAAAAGUACUGCCCUUAAUAAUGAGAAUUGUGGUAUUUUAUGGGGAGAAUCCUUUCCUAGUUUCCCUAUGUACUUGGGACGUAGGGAUGUAAUCAAGCUGUUCCCAUCUUGAUUAAUCUCAAAGGACAUUCUUAGAAUUACUUGCAGCCUGAUUGUAUGCUCCUUGGGCAGAGGAUAGGUCACCUUUGCACACCUAUCAUCUUGGAUCCCAGCUGGUCAGGUUUAUGAUACGUGAUGUAAACAGACUCAAACAGGGAGCAAAUUAGCUGAGAGCUUUUAACUACUCAAGUGAAAAAUCACCCCUAAAUUGGUUCCAGGUGCAUUGUUGUAUCACUUGCAUUGGUGUGGUCACUUACAUUAAUGGGACAGAAUCACUGUAAAUGGUCUGGGAGUCUACCCCCGAGUCUGAGGAAACAAAAAUAACUCCAUCUCACUCAUUCUGAUUUACUACAAGCUUUGGAUAGAGUGAUCUCCUUUGCUACAGAUUUCCCCAAUUGAAUGCUAUCCUUUUAAUUCCUUAAAAGGUGUAGCAGCUUCCUAAUAUUUCAUUUCUUGGAAAGUAUGAAUUAAAAUAUUAAUGUUCAUUAAUGUACAUGCCAAGAGACUGUGGCUAUUCCCAUUAGAUGGGAGCAGAUUUAAGUGACAGAAUGGAAGAAUUUCAAAAGCGUUUCAAAUAGAAAAAGGAACAGUCUUGAAAAACUGCCUAAACAUUUUUAUGCAAUAGGAGCAGUUUGUGAUCUGUCAAGGAAACAUGUAUUUAUAAUAUAUAUAUAUAUAUAUAUACACACACACACACACAUUAAUUUUUUUAAAAUCAUGUUAAGCUGAGAUCUAUUGUGUAAAUAUUUAUUUAGGCAGCUUUUUAAAAAAGAAAUGAGCGUCUUACCUGAUUAAAAAAAUUAGUAAAACAACAUUCAGGUCUAUUGGUUAUAGAUUUAUAUGUAUAAAUACUUUUUAAGCACCAUAUUUUGUACACGACAGAUAAGUUCUGGUAAGUAUGUAUUUAGACCAUGAAAUGUGUGGUUAAAAUUUAUUGAAUGUCUAAUAUCUUUGGUAAUAGGAUUUUUUCCUCCAAUAUGCCAAAAGCGAUAAGUGAUCACAAUUUACUCAACAUUUUCAAAUGGCUAAACUGUGUUUAGAAAAUAUGAGAAAAAGAAUCCUGAUCUAAAAACCCUAUGGAAGGUCCAGAAAAGCAUGUCGCUUUUUCUCUUCUUUGUUUUCCAGAAUGCUCUCACAUGCAUAAAUACACCACACUUAUUUGUGUUGCAAAUCCAAGCACUUAUCCAACACUGGAGAGAAUACAAUUCAAUUUGGAGAGAAUGUUCGGGGUGGGGUGGGGGAGGCCUUUUGCUCCAUGUGCCUAACUUGGCACAGAGAGCUGUAUCAAGACACACGUUUUGGCUUUUAUACUACCCACACCUAGCUGUAUGUGCAGCAUGUAAUAUUGUGUGUCCAAAUGAAAUGCUCACUAAUUCUUCACAGUUUCAUGAGCCCAUCAACUUUAAAUCCUGCACUCUUAUGGGCACCUCUGUAAUCCUUUCAUGGUAUGAUUUCUUGGAAAGUAUUCUCCAAAUCUUUUAUGGGUGGCUGAAUCGCUACAUUCACAUUCUUGGGAAAACAUACUUUUUUCCAUUUUAGUGUGGUGCUUUAAUGAGCUAUUUCUCCGAAGUGCUUCACUGCUGUCAGACAAUAGAUGCACCUGGGUAGCUAUUUUUAAUAGCUUGCCAGUUGUAGUGAGUAAACUGAGCCAUUCUGUUCUCAUUGAGUCAACUGCUAUUCACAGCAGAGGAGUCAACAGACCAGCAUAGACUUCAGCACUAUUUUUCAGUGCAAGUGAGAGAUUGGCACAUGUUCUCUUUCCCGUGUCCAUUUUUAAAUAUAUCCCUUGUCGUAAGGAAUAGCAGGUUUAGAUGGUGGGCGUCACCACCAUUCACUAAGAUUUAAACACUCCCUGUUCCAGAGCACUUUUUAAACGAUAGGUGGUAAAAGCUCGCUAAAUUUCAUGCAUCAAAUGAUUGCCUAAAAUAAUAAUCUGUUUUGAGAAUGUCUUAUGUAUCACGUACUCAUACUUCUAAAAUCAGGAGUUGGAAUGAAUCUCUUGAUAGUUAACAGUUUGUUAAUAGUUUGAGAGAGCAUUUCAAGCACAAAAAUAUGCAGCACAUGAUUUGUCUGAAUAGAUGUGUCUUGCAUGGUAAAAGGUAAAAUGAAAUUUAUAUAUCCUGCCAUAUUGUUCAUUUCUUUGUAAGGUCUUCCUGCGUUGGAUCAGUUAGAGCUGGCAGAGUGUAGACACUUUAUCAUAGGCUGCCUUAGUAACUACAAAAUGUUUUUAUAAUCUUCUAAUAUGCUAACUGUUCUAAUGAACAUGGUGUCUUGAAGAUAAUGUGUAACUGAAUAUUUAUUUCCAUGUGAGUAUUAUGAAAGUUACCAAAGGACUGAAACUGACUUGGCACUCUUGCAGUUGACCCUGUGCAUAAAGGAUCUUAUAAAGAUCCUAAAUUUGUAAAAAUGACACAGAGUGGGGGGGGCAUUUCUUUGUGGAUGCUAACUUUAUUUUCCUAACAGGGUUAUGCCAUAUUGUAACAACCUAUGUUGCACCUCAAAACUUUGUUCUAUCCACUAAAUAUUUUCCUUCCCUCUAACAAUUUCUUUGCUGCACAUUUCUCAAUCUUUUAAACAUGUUUUAACACAUUUUAUGGUCUUUAAUUUUUCUGAAAAUGUUGUCUAGACACUUUAUUCUGAAUUUUAAUUGCCUCUGUAACCUUGAGAUGGAUACUGCAGCAUUAAAAUUGCUGUCUGUUUAAAACUUGAGGCUUCUUUCUGUGAGCCAGAAAGCUCAUAUAGCAGUGAAGUUAUUUCAGUAUUUAUUAUUGAAUCCUUGGGGGUUCAGAAUGUAACUUUGUACAUGAAAUAUAUAUAAAUAUGUAUAUGAAACGCA